UUUUUACAGGAUGAUGCUCAUAUUUUCUGCAGGGAGUCCCAGAUAAAAGAUGAAGUAAGAGGUGUCCUGGAAUUCAUCGAUUAUGCUUACACGAUAUUCGGGUUCAAAUAUGAGCUGAAGCUAUCAACUAGGCCAGAAAAUUAUCUGGGUAACUUGGCCACAUGGGAGAAAGCCGAAGCUGCUCUUACAGAAGCAUUGACUGAGUUUGGUAAACCCUGGCAGAUAAAAGAAGGACAUGGAGCAUUUUAUGGACCAAAAAUAGACAUCUGUGUAUCAGAUGCAUUGAGGAGGAAAUUUCAGUGUGCAACAUUAUAGGUACCUGAUCGAUUCAACUUGGUUUACUCAGCCGAAGAUGAAGCCAAGAUGGAAAGACCUGUUAUGAGACACAGAGCCAUACUGGGAUCAGUUGAGCGUAUGUUUGCGAUACUGUUGGAGCAUUACAAAGGGAUCAGUUGACAUGUUCAUUAUUGUACAAAAUUUCAUUUUAGUUUGAUUUUUUCAUCAGAUUAUCUCUUUCUGUAUUUCUAUAGCUGCGGGAUCAAAUUCAGCAAGCGGGUUCCUAUGUUGACGUCGAUACAAGCAAUAGAAAGAUGCAGAGAAAGAUAUGAUAUGGGAAGCUCACGAUGCGCAGUACAACUACUGUAUAUAUUGGUUGUUGGUGAACAAGAAGCGAAAACUGGAAAGGUUGUCUCCAUAAUCCUACUGGAG
Molecule: messenger RNA, 708 nt
Organism: Pistacia vera
Lineage: Eukaryota; Viridiplantae; Streptophyta; Magnoliopsida; Sapindales; Anacardiaceae
Product: probable threonine--tRNA ligase, cytoplasmic
Exons: 6
Biological process (GO): threonyl-tRNA aminoacylation
Cellular component (GO): chloroplast; mitochondrion
Molecular function (GO): threonine-tRNA ligase activity; ATP binding
Source: RefSeq, a predicted model, not a curated record